Molecule: messenger RNA, 3038 nt
Organism: Trifolium pratense (red clover)
Lineage: Eukaryota; Viridiplantae; Streptophyta; Magnoliopsida; Fabales; Fabaceae
Product: pentatricopeptide repeat-containing protein At5g01110
Exons: 4
Coding region: 159-2357 (732 amino acids)
Molecular function (GO): protein binding
Source: RefSeq, a predicted model, not a curated record
UAAACACUACAAUCAAAUAACUUAACUUGAAUUCCUCCGCUACCCCCACAUUCCUCCGCCGGCGAUACUCUAUUCCUUCUCCGACCAAACCUAACCCAAAACCACCGUCAAAUAUCUCCGAUCAUCAUCUCCUGCAACACUCUCUUCUUCAAAUUUCAAUGACAACAACACUAACACGUUCACAAAACGCACAUUUCCCUCUCAGAACCCUCACAAACCCUCUCAUCUCACACAUCCCUUCUUCUUCUUCCUCCUUCUCCUCUCUCCCCACCGCACAACACCACCAACAACCCUCCCCCUCUCCCUCUUCUCUCCCAGACGCAUUCUUAAUCGACAAACUCCUCUUCCGCUUAAAGCAAAACGAUCUCUCUUCCCUCCGUAACCACCUUCUCCAUUCAAAUUCAUCAUCAACCCUAACCCUAAUCCCUCAACUUCUCCAAAAAUGCCACAAUUACCCUCUCCUACUUCCCAAUCUCAUCCAAACAAUAGCCUCCACGUGUCCAAAUCCAACCAUCACAGCUUCCAUGGUUCAUUUUCUAGUUCAAUCAAAAAAGCUUCCAGAAGCUCAAUCACUUCUCCUCAGGAUCAUCAGAAAAAGCGGUGUCUCACGUGUUGAGGUAAUCGAUUCUCUCAUUUCGAGUUCGAGUAAAAAUUUACAUCAAAAUGGCAUUGUUUUUGAUCUGUUGAUAAGAACAUAUGUUCAAGCUAGGAAAUUAAGAGAAGGUUCCGAGGCAUUUAGGAUUUUGAGAGGAAAAGGUUUAUGUAUUUCAAUUAACGCUUGUAAUGCGCUUUUAGGUGCGGUUGUUAAGGUUGGUUGGGUUGAUUUGGCUUGGAAUGUUUAUGAGGAUUUUGUUAGGAGUGGGAAUAAGGUUAAUGUUUAUACUUUGAAUAUUAUGGUUAAUGCUUUGUGUAAAGAUGGGAAAUUGGAUAAUGUUAGGGUUUUCUUGUCUGAGAUGGAGGAGAAAGGUGUUUAUCCUGAUCUUGUAACUUAUAAUACUUUGAUUAAUGCUUACUGUCAUCGGGGGCUUGUUUCGGAAGCUUUUCGGUUGGUGGAUUCUAUGGCUGGUAAAGGGUUGAAGCCGGGACUUUUUACGUAUAAUUCUUUGAUUAAUGGUUUGUGUAAGGAGGGAAGCUAUGAGAGAGCGAAGAGUGUUUUGGAUGAGAUGUUGGGGGUUGGAUUGUGUCCCGAUGCUGCGACUUUUAACCCACUGUUGGUAGACAGUUGUAGGAAGGAGGAUGUUUGUGGGGCGGAGAAGAUUUUUAAUGAAAUGUUGCAGCAUGGAGUUGUUCCUGAUUUGAUUAGCUUUAGUUCGAUUGUUGGGGUGUUUUCUAGGAACAGGGAACUUGGUCGGGCGUUGGAAUAUUUUGAGAAGAUGAAAGGUGUCGGGUUAGUUCCUGAUACUGUUAUUUAUACUAUUCUUAUUAAUGGGUAUUGUAGAAAUGGUGAUGUGUCCGGGGCUCUCCAAUUGCGGAAUGAGAUGGUCCACCAGGGUUGCGUUAUGGAUGUGGUUACAUAUAAUACUUUGUUGAAUGGAUUGUGCAGGGGGAAAAUGCUUGAUGAUGCAGAUGAAUUGUUUAAGGAGAUGUUGGAAAGGGGAGUUUUUCCCGAUUUCUACUCUCUAACGACUCUCAUUCAUGGAUAUUGUAAGGAUGGAAACAUGACUAAAGCACUUAGUUUGUUCGACACUAUGACUCUGAGGAGCCUUAAGCCUGAUGUUGUGACAUAUAAUACCUUGAUGGAUGGCUUCUGCAAAAUAGGUGAAAUGGAUAAAGCGAAGGAGUUGUGGCGUGAUAUGACAAGCAGGGAAAUAUUUCCCAACUACAUAUCGUUUAGCAUUUUGAUAAAUGGGUUUUGCAACUUAGGUCUUGUGUCUGAAGCAUUCAAGCUGUGGGAUGAAAUGAAAGAAAAAGGUAUUAAGCCCACCCUUGUUACUUGCAACACCAUAAUAAAAGGCUAUUUGCGUGCUGGCAAUUUGUCAAAGGCAAAUGACUUUUUGAACAAGAUGAUUUCAGAAGGAGUUCCUCCCGAUUGCAUCACAUACAAUACUCUUAUAAAUGGUUUUGUAAAGGAAGAGAACUUUGAUAGGGCUUUUUUCUUGAUUAGUAAAAUGGAAGAACAACGACUGCUUCCUGAUCUCGUCACAUACAACGCAAUUCUUGGUGGAUUUUCCAGGCAAGGUAGAAUGCAAGAGGCCGAGAUGGUAUUACAUAAGAUGAUUGAUAAAGGUAUCAAUCCUGAUAAAUCAACUUACACAUCACUAAUAAAUGGGCAUGUCUCUAAAGACAACCUGAAAGAGGCAUUCCGUGUCCAUGAUGAAAUGCUGCAAAGGGGAUUCAUCCCAGAUGACAACUUCUAGGAGUUUUAUUGUUACAGCUGUCAACUGCUACAACAUUACAGCACCUUGUUCUUAAUUCUCGAAUAUGAAGGUUCUGUAGAUCGAAAAAAUGCACACCCUGUUGCACGCCAUUUCUGCCCGUAACAUCCAAUCCAUGUUUCUAAACAUGAUGGAAUUCUGCUUGGAAAUGCAUAUGGUUAACAGGAUGGAGACACCACCUUCUUUCACAAACUUCAGACAAGUAGUUCUCGCCGGAGCACCGCCGUGUCGGCUACCGGUCUGUCGCUGUCGGACCGCUGGAAAAUCUGGGUCCUGCUGCCGUGGACCACCUGAGGUCCGACGUUGACCAGACUGUUGACCGGCCAUCCACCACCACCUACUUUUAUUCUUUAUUAAAAUAUUAUUAUUUAAAUUAUGUUGUUAAAAAAUUGAAUAAGAAAACUUUAGGGAGGUGUAAAAGGAAUAUUUUGGGCUCACUAUGUUUUGGCUCAAUGAAAAAAGAAAUUUGGAAUAAAAUGUAAAAAGCUAGUAUAAGUUAUAAACACAUUUCAUUUUUGUCAAACAAGCUUAUAAUUAAACUAGUCCUAUAAUUUAUAAGCUAAUUUAUUGGACUUACCAAACAGAUACUUGGUGGUCCAAUACACUAUUAUGCUCCUCAAUUAAUGUUGUUUGUUCAUUCUUUUUUUUUACAACAUUAUUGGU